This is a messenger RNA of Helobdella robusta, 393 nucleotides long. RefSeq lists its product as hypothetical. The record is from RefSeq and is a predicted model, not a curated record. The coding region runs from base 1 to 393 and encodes 130 amino acids. The transcript has a single exon. Lineage: Eukaryota; Metazoa; Annelida; Clitellata; Rhynchobdellida; Glossiphoniidae.
AUGGAUGAUUAUUUAAUCGACGACGAUCAGUUCAAUUUGCCAUCGACCUCUUCAGCCGUUCACCACCACCCAGCAAGCAGCAAUUUCGGAAGUCCGGACAAAAGAAAAUCACAAGAUGACAAAAAAAUGCUCACAAUUAUUAACGUGACAGAUUCGACACCAAUUAAAUCGGCCGAUCCCAGUUCCGGGAUGAUGUACACGUACCCUAAUCUGGAUUCUCCGGAUUAUCAGCAGGCCCAGCAGCAGACGUCGGACAACGUGCCAAGAAUUUCCUACAAGAUCACCGGCAAUGAGUUUGCAAAUAAUGUCAAGUGCAUUGUUUCGACUAUCAUCUUUCUAAUUGUCGUUGUGGCCAUUAUUUUCGUGGCUGUCUAUAAAAAUCCAGGGAUGUGA